UUACUUGACUUAGUUAUUUUGGGUGGGGGGUCAGUAGGAGAAGAAACAUUUUAGUGGGGAGGGGACGACGUCUUCGAAGAUUCAAGCCACGUCGCGACGCCUGUAGCUUUUAGGACAGCGUCAACCUCUGAACUCCUUCAGGCAGACUAAAGAUCUCUUGUUUCUUGUUCUUGUAAAUAGGAAACUAAAAAGCCGCCGCCAUGGACGCGAUCAAGAAGAAGAUGCAAGCGAUGAAGCUUGAGAAGGACAAUGCGGCGGAUAAAGCUGAUGCGAUGGAAGGACAGGCCAAAGAUGCCAAUAUGCGGGCGGAGAAGGUCAACGAAGAGGUACGCGAACUUCAAAAGAAACUUACUCAAGUUGAGAACGACUUGACCACCAACAAAAACGCUUUGGAACAAGCCAACAAGGAUCUGGAAGAAAAAGAAAAAUUGUUGACCAACAGAGAAGCUGAAGUUGCCGCUUUGAAUCGUAAAGUCCAGAUAAUUGAAGAAGAUUUGGAACGUUCUGAGGAACGUUUGGCCACAGCCACCACCAAACUCGCCGAAGCCUCUCAGGCUGCUGACGAGAGCUCCCGUAUGUGCAAGGUGUUGGAAAAUCGUGCCCAACAAGAUGAAGAACGUAUGGACCAACUUACCAACCAACUUAAGGAAGCCCGUCUCCUCGCUGAAGAUGCUGACAACAAAUCCGAUGAAGUUUCCCGCAAACUGGCCUUCGUUGAAGAUGAACUUGAAGUGGCUGAAGAUCGUGUCAAAGGUGGUGAUGCCAAGAUAAUGGAGUUGGAGGAAGAAUUGAAAGUCGUAGGCAACUCCCUCAAAUCCUUGGAGGUGUCUGAAGAAAAGGCUAACCAAAGAGUAGAAGAAUUCAAGAAACAACUUAAGACUUUGACUGUCAAAUUGAAGGAAGCUGAGGCUCGGGCCGAAUUUGCUGAAAAGACCGUUAAGAAAUUGCAGAAGGAAGUUGACAGGCUUGAAGAUGAACUUGGAAUCAACAAGGACAGAUACAAGUCCCUCGCCGACGAGAUGGACUCCACCUUUGCCGAAUUGGCCGGUUAUUAAAAUACUACUACGUACUUCUUACAUGUUUCCAUCCAGCAGGGCUUCGAAAUGAUUAUCUCGAAAUGUUACUAAUCCUGCUUACAACAUAAUAUACUAUGAUGUAUUUAUUUGUAUAACUUAAUUUAUUUUACUUACAUAACAUGUUGUCUGUCACACAAAAAUAUAUUAUAUAUUAUGAAUA
Aethina tumida (small hive beetle) is the source of this 1236-nucleotide messenger RNA. Its product is annotated as tropomyosin-1. The record is from RefSeq and is a predicted model, not a curated record. The coding region runs from base 201 to 1055 and encodes 284 amino acids. NCBI's taxonomy places the organism in Eukaryota, Metazoa, Arthropoda, Insecta, Coleoptera, Nitidulidae. Gene Ontology annotation, biological process: muscle contraction; actin filament organization. The transcript is spliced from 4 exons. Gene Ontology annotation, cellular component: actin filament. Gene Ontology annotation, molecular function: actin filament binding.